GGGGGGUCUCCACGCGCGUUUGCUCGUGGGAAAGAAGGAAACAGUAUAACAACCACAUCGUUAUCAUCCAAAUGCUAGAAAAAGAAGUUGUGUUUCAGUGAGCCCCGUUCACCUUUUCAUUUUUUUCCUUUUCUGCGUCCCAUGACUCCUUGGCUGGGCGCAUCCUGAGUCUGGUACACCCCUCCUGCUGCAGACAACGCAGCCGUGGCGCACGGAGCCCGAGGACCACAGCUGAUCAGCAGCACUCUCUAACACUCUCACACUCCUGUCCUCCUCCUCCUCACACAGGCGGGUUCAGAGCCUGCAGCACCCCGUCCAUAGCGCUGCACCAUGCGGUCACGGAAUAGCAGACCAGGUGGGAUUAUGUCGCGCUUCGCCAUCGUCCUUCUGAUCUUCUGCGGGACACGUGGAGAAGAGGCAUGUGACAGCCCGCUGAUAUCCAAUCUGAUGCCGUCGUCCUUCACAAGCUCCUCCCAGUUGUCCAGCAGCCAUGGCCCAGAGUUUGCCAAGGUCAACAAGAGAGAAGGCGCUGGUGGCUGGUCCCCUUUGACCUCUGACCGGUACCAGUGGUUGGAGGUUGACCUGGGAAGGCGGACCCAAAUCACAGCUGUUGCUACGCAGGGCCGCUACGGGAGCUCUGAUUGGCUGACGUCCUACCUGCUCAUGUUCAGCGACACCGGCCACAACUGGAGGCAGUACAGACAGGAGGACAGUGUAGGGGCCUUCCCCGGGAACAGUAACGCAGACAGCAUGGUCCAGCACAAGCUGCAGCACACGGUGGUGGCUCACUACGUCCGCCUGGGGCCGGCCGACUGGAACCCCAGCGGGCGGAUCGGACUCAGGCUGGAGAUGUACGGAUGUCCUUACAUUAAAGGUCCACACGAACCACAGGAACGUAUUAAAGAGCCAAACUUCAGAGCAGACGGCGUGAGGCUCGCGGUGGACGGAGCGGAGGAUUCCAGGGCUUACGCCAGCGGCCCGCUCCAGCUCCCCACAGAGAGAGACCUCUUCUUUGGGGGCUGUCCGGCAGAGGGGGGCGGUCAAGACUGUCACAACCCCUUCACCGUCUUCCAGGGGUGCAUGCGCCUCCUGACUCUGGACAACCGACCUGUGGAUCUGAUCAAGGUGCAGCAAAGGCUGCUGGGUAACUACAGCCACCUGCAGAUCGACAUGUGUGGCAUCACGGACAGGUGUUCCCCCAGUCACUGUGAGCAUGGCGGCAGGUGCACCCAGUCCUGGAGCUCGUUCCACUGUAACUGUUCCUCCACCGGGUACAGCGGAGCCACCUGCCACAGCUCCAUAUAUGGGCAGUCAUGUGAAGCGUACCGACACCAGGGCAACAGAUCUGGACAUUAUCACGUAGACAUCGACGGCAGUGGACCCAUUAAACCCCAGCUCAUCUACUGCAACAUGACAGAGGACCAGACGUGGAUGGUUCUGAAGCACAACAACACGGAGCUCACCCCCCUCCGGCCGCCCCCAUCGGGGGGGCCGCAUCACGCCUCCUUCGACUACGCCUCCGAAGAGGAGCAGCUGACCGCCAUCAUCGGCCAAUCAGAGCACUGUGAGCAGGAACUGUCCUACUACUGCAGGAUGUCCCGCCUCCUCAACACACCGGAGGGCCCGGCCUCCAGCUGGUGGGUCGGGGGUCCGUCUCCAGGGGCGACGCAGACCCACUGGGGGGGCGCCGUGCCGGGCAGCCAGCAGUGCGCCUGCGGCCUGCAGGAGAACUGCCUCCACCCCCGGCACCUCUGCAACUGUGACGCUGACCAGCCACAAUGGGCAAACGACUCGGGGCUGCUGACCAAUAAGGAGACGCUACCCCUCCGAUCUCUGGUGCUGGGGGACAUCCAGAGGCCUGGCUCUGAGGCCGCCUAUAGGGUCGGGCCCCUACGUUGUCACGGUGACAAGAGCUACUGGAACGCGGCGUCCUUCGACACAGAGACUUCCUACCUCCACUUCCCCGCCUUCCACGCCGAGCUGAGCGCCGAAAUCUCCUUCCUGUUCAAGACCACCGCUUCCUCCGGAGUCUUCCUGGAGAACCUGGGGAUCAAGGACUUCAUCCGCAUUGAGCUCAGCUCCUCCACCCAGGUGGUCUUCUCCUUCGACGUGGGGAACGGCCCUCUGAGGGUGCGGGUGGACGCGGGGGUCCCGCUCAACGACGACCGCUGGCACGCGGUGCGGGCCGAGCGCAACGUGAGGGAGGCGGCGCUGCGCGUGGACGCGCUGCCCGCCGCCGCGCUGCAGGCCCCCGCAGACGGACACAUCAGCCUGCAGCUCAACAGCCAGCUCUUCAUAGGCGGCACGGCGUCCCGGCAGAAGGGCUUCCGGGGCUGCCUGCGCUCGCUGCGGCUGAACGGGGUCACCCUGGACCUGGAGGCGAGGGCCGCCAUCACCCCGGGGGUCCGGCCCGGCUGCCCCGGACACUGCAGCACCUACGGCGCGCUGUGCCUCAACGGGGGCCGCUGCCAGGAGAGGCCCAAGGGCUUCGCCUGUGACUGCGGCGCCUCCGCCUUCACUGGAACCUUCUGUCACCAAGAGCUGUCGGCCAGCUUCACGUCGGCCACCGCGGUGCGCUACGCCCUCCGAGAGCCCCGGCACCCGGGUAGGAACCAGAGCGCCCCGCCCGCCCCCCCGCUCCCCGCGCUGCCCCUGAGGGGGGAGGAGGUGUCCCUGAGCUUCAGGGCUAGCCAGAGCCCCGCCCUGCUCCUCUACGCCUCCUCGUCCCACCACCGGGAGUACCUGGCGCUGGUCCUCAGCGGAGAUGACAAGGUGGAGGUGCGGUACAGGCUGCACAGCGGCAGAGAGGUGGAGGUGGUGAGGAGUGACGUGGCUCACCUGGCUAAUGGCCAGCUCCACACAGCUUCUGUCAGGAGGCGGGCUGACACCGUCUCCAUCCAGGUGGACCAACAUGCUAGAGAAGACUUCAACCUGUCCUCUGAUGUGGAAUUCAACGACUUUGAGUGUCUGACUUUAGGGAGAGUGCUAGGGUCUUCUGAGAUGGACCCCGAGAUGGCUCUGCUGGCCUCCAGGGGGUUCACGGGCUGUCUGUCGGGGGUCCUCUUCAACUCCAUCAGCCCGCUGAAGGCCGCCCUGCUGCACCCGGACACCGGCGCCGUCAGCGUCAGCGGGCCCCUGGCCCGGUCCCGCUGCGGGGCCCCCCCUCCUGCCAGGCCCUACUCCUCCCAGACCACCCACUCCCUCCCAGACCUGUCGGGCUCCGUGGGCCCCGGCCAGCCGCUAGUCAACGCCAUCCGGAGCGAGUCGGCCCUGAUUGGAGGCCUGAUCGCCGUGGGGGUCUUCGUGGGUCUGUGUGCUCUGGCCGUCGCCGUGCGACUGCUGCACCGGAGACGAGACGCCUGCCGCGGGCCCGAGACAAAGGGGGCCCCCUCAGGGGAGGAGGCCCCCCGGGAGUCCCCCUUUAGCGGCCAGGCUGACUCGGAGAACGACUCCUUUGAGAGCCCCAGGGAGUUCUUUAUUUAGGGGCCCCCACUGACCCCUCCACUGGGUGUUGGAGAAGAGGGGCGGCUGCCAUGUGGGGGGCCCCAGAUAUCCACAGAGAACAAAACAGCAAAAUAAACGUCUCGUCCCCUGGGAUCAGGGAAACGGCGAGCUAGGAACACAAACAAAGAAGCCCGUCCUUCUUGUUAGUUGUGUUGUGUAUAUAGUGUAUAUUAAUGUAAUGAUUACUGUAAAUGUGACAAACCAAUGUGCUGGACUGUGGUAUUGAAAAUGGUAUUUGUCAAAUGGAGUAUGAGUAUGGCUAGAGUGCUAAAUAUUCUAAUAUCUAUUCGGUGAACCAGAAAAUUUACAGUUUGGGCCACAAUGAUUGACUCUAAUGCAAAUACAGAAGCACAUUCAGAACUAAUAACGUAUACCGUGAUGUAAAAUACUUUAUUUAUUUAAAUGUCUUUCUCUCAAGGUUUUACAAGGUAUCAACGUCAAUUGUGCUUUGUGUUUGUUUGUGUUUUGUGUGUGUGUGUGUGUGUGUGUGUGUGUGUGUGUGUGUGUGUGUGUGUGUGUGUGUGUGUGUGUGUGUGUGUGUGUGUGUGUGUGUGUGUGUGUGUGUGUGUGUGUGUGUGU
Gadus macrocephalus (Pacific cod) is the source of this 4083-nucleotide messenger RNA. It is a transcript of the gene cntnap3, whose product is annotated as contactin associated protein family member 3. Gene Ontology annotation, molecular function: RNA binding; structural constituent of ribosome. The record is from RefSeq and is a predicted model, not a curated record. NCBI's taxonomy places the organism in Eukaryota, Metazoa, Chordata, Actinopteri, Gadiformes, Gadidae. Gene Ontology annotation, cellular component: ribosome. The transcript is spliced from 21 exons. Gene Ontology annotation, biological process: translation. The coding region runs from base 331 to 3483 and encodes 1050 amino acids.